Candida dubliniensis CD36 is the source of this 669-nucleotide messenger RNA. RefSeq lists its product as uncharacterized. Bases 1 to 669 code for a protein of 222 amino acids. NCBI's taxonomy places the organism in Eukaryota, Fungi, Ascomycota, Pichiomycetes, Serinales, Debaryomycetaceae. The transcript has a single exon. The record is from RefSeq and is a predicted model, not a curated record.
AUGAUUUCUCCAAAGUAUUCUGCUACUCAUUAUUAUUUAUCGGCCAAAACAUUAUCUGGAGUGGCAUCUGCCCCUCAUAUUAUCAAUUUAUAUUUAGAUUAUAAUUGUCCAUUUAGUGCUAAAUUAUUUUUGAAAUUGUACAACACCGUUAUCCCCAAUUUGGAAAAGAACCAUCCAGGAAGAUUUCAAUUUGUUUUCGUUAAUGUUAUUCAACCUUGGCAUACCAAUUCUACUUUAUUGACUGAAUUUGCCUUAGUCUAUGCCAAAUUGCUUCGUGAAAGAGGAACAGAAGUAGACAUUGAUUCAAUUAAAGCCUUUUGGGAUUUUUCCAAAACAGUAUUUGAAAAUAAAGAAAAAUUUUAUGAUACAGCAAAUAUUGAAUUGACAAGAAAUCAAAUUUAUGAACAGAUUUAUAAUGUGGUCACUUCUGGUUUGGAAUUAAAAGUUUCAAAAGAGAAAAUCUUGGAGGAGUUGACUAUUAAACCAAGUGAAGUUCCAAGUAAUGCUGGAAAUGGAGCUACAACUGACGUCAAAUACUUUACUAAGUAUCUUAGAGGAGUGGGAGUUCAUGUUACCCCCACUGUUAGUAUUGAUGGGAUUGUCGAUGACUCUGUUUCAAGCGGUAGCUCCGAAGACGAUUUGGUCAAAUUAUUUGAGAGUAAAUUAUAA